This is a messenger RNA of Poeciliopsis prolifica (blackstripe livebearer), 4280 nucleotides long. RefSeq names its product cysteine--tRNA ligase, cytoplasmic-like. Gene Ontology annotation, molecular function: cysteine-tRNA ligase activity; ATP binding. NCBI's taxonomy places the organism in Eukaryota, Metazoa, Chordata, Actinopteri, Cyprinodontiformes, Poeciliidae. Gene Ontology annotation, cellular component: cytoplasm. The record is from RefSeq and is a predicted model, not a curated record. Gene Ontology annotation, biological process: cysteinyl-tRNA aminoacylation.
UUAUUGUUGCAUCAGCAUCUCAUUGAGACCUGUGGCCAUGUCGAGCUCACCGGAGACAGAGGAUGAGGACAGUGGCAGCUGCUCGGCUGCUAACGUCUGCCCUCUUGUUUCUGCAGCCUUUGAGUUUGGCUCCUUGCUGCAGAUUAACGAGGAGGCCGCGCUGAUGGCGGCCCUCAACGACUACCUGAGCUCACGCAGCUACCUGGCGGGCUUCGGCCCCUCCCAGGCCGACCUGAGAGCCUUUAGGCUCCUCCCCCGCCCCCCCGCCCCGCAGCACGUCCACGCUCUGCGCUGGUACAGACACAUUUCCGCCCUGCAGCAGGACCUGAGUGCAGACGGCAGCAUGAAGGGGAAACGGGUCCAGCCUCCAUGGUCGCCACCGGCGGGAACAGAAGUUCCUCAGCUGCGGCUCUACAACAGCCUGACCAGAACCAAGGAGCCGUUUGUUCCCCAGAAGGGCAACAAGGUGACAUGGUACUGCUGCGGCCCCACCGUUUAUGACGCCUCACACAUGGGACAUGCCAGGUCCUACAUCUCCUUUGACAUCCUGCGGCGGAUCCUGAGGGAUUACUUUAAGUAUGACGUCCUCUACUGCAUGAACAUCACAGACAUCGACGACAAGAUCAUCAAACGGGCCCGGCAGAACUUCCUCCUGGAGCGGUACAGGGAGAAGCGGCCGCAGGCGGCUCAGAUCCUGCAGGAUGUCCUGAACGCACGAGUGCUGUUCCGGGAGCAGCUGGCCUCCACCACGGACCCGGAUAAGAAGCAGAUGUUGGAGCGUCUGGAUGCCGCCGUUGCCGCCGCUCUGCUGCCCCUGCAGGGGGCGACGGAGAGCAACGCAGCAGCUGACGUGCUGCAGCCUCUGGCUGAGGUUUUGCUGGAGAACUCGAAGGACUUGCUGUCCGACUGGCUGGACAGGCAGUUUGGAAGUGAAGUCACAGAGAACUCCAUCUUCUCCGUCCUGCCGAAGUUCUGAGGGGAGUUCCACAGAGACAUGGAGGCCCUGAACGUUCUGCCUGCCGACGUUCUGACCCGAGUCAGUGAGUACGUCUCGGAGAUCGUGGAGUUCGUGAGGAAAAUCGUCUCCAAUGGUUACGGGUACGAGUCCAACGGGUCCGUCUACUUCGAUACCCAGAGGUUUGAUUCCAGUCCACAACAUUCGUACGCCAAGCUGGUCCCAGAGGCUGUGGGAGACCAGAAGGCACUGCAGGAAGGAGAAGGUGAUCUGAGCAUCUCAGCAGACAGACUGAGUGAGAAGAAAUCCCAGAACGACUUCGCUCUGUGGAAAGCCUCGAAGCCCGGCGAGCCGUCCUGGGACUCUCCAUGGGGGAAGGGUCGGCCCGGGUGGCACAUCGAGUGUUCAGCCAUGGCCGGCUCCAUCCUGGGAGAGUCCAUGGACAUCCACGGAGGAGGCUUCGACCUGCGCUUCCCCCAUCAUGACAACGAGCUGGCCCAGUCCGAGGCGUUCUUCCAGAACGACUGUUGGGUCCGUUACUUCCUGCACACCGGCCACCUGACCAUCGCCGGCUGCAAGAUGUCCAAGUCUCUGAAAAACUUCAUCACCAUAAAGGACGCCCUGGCGAAGAACACAGCGCGCCAGCUGCGCCUGGCCUUCCUCAUGCAUUCCUGGAAAGACACGCUGGAUUACUCGGCCAACACCAUGGAGUCGGCCGUCCAGUACGAGAAGUUCAUGAACGAGUUCUUCCUGAACGUCAAAGACAUCCUGCGGGCGCCGAGCGACCUGACCGGACGCUACGAGAAGUGGGAGGCGGAGGAGGCGGAGCUUAACAGCAGUUUCUACGACAGGAAGUGGGCUGUUCACCUGGCGCUGUGUGACAACAUGGACACUCGCAGCGCCAUGGAGGAGAUGAGGCUUCUGGUCGGCCUCAGCAACAGCUACAUCGCCAGCAGGAAGAGCGCCAAGCUGAGGCCCAACCGCCUGCUGCUGGAGAGCAUCGCCUCCUACCUCACCGCCAUGAUGAAGAUAUUCGGAGCCAUCGACGGAUCCGAUCCCAUCGGUUUCCCAGUCGGAGGACAAGCUGUGGAUCUGGAGAGCACGGUGAUGCCCUACCUGGCGGUUCUGUCCGACUUCAGAGAGGACGUCCGGAAAAUCGCCCGGGAGCAGAAAGUGACGGCGCUGCUGCGGCUCUGCGACGCCGUCCGGGACGACACGCUGCCGGAGCUGGGCGUCCGCCUGGAGGACCACGAAGGUCAGCCCACCGUGGUGAAGCUGGUGGACAAGGAGACGUUACUGAGGGAGCGAGAGGAGAAGAAGAAGAUGGAGGAGGAGAAGAAGCGGAAGAAGGAGGAAGCUGCCAGGAAGAAGCAGGAGCAGGAGAUGGCGAAACUGGCCAAGAUGAAGGUCCCUCCGUGUGAGAUGUUUCGCCUGGAAACAGACAAAUAUUCCAGGUUUGACGAGACGGUAAGGUUUUCCACUCAUGACGCUGAAGGAAAGGAGCUGAGCAAAGGCCAAGCCAAGAAGCUGCGGAAGCUGUUUGAGGCUCAGGAGAAGCUCCACAGCGAGUAUCUGCAGAUGAACCAGAACGGGAACUGAGUCCGCUUCCAUCUGACGCAGCUUCAGUCGGGAUCAACGAACCGUUUUAUUCUCCUCCACAAAUGUCUGAAUGUGUGGAAGAAGAAACGUUUCCUCCAUCAGCAGAACCCAGCUGCGCCUGCCGCUUCGGCUGGGAUCCAACUCAUGAACUUCAUCUGUGACGGCUUCCAUCAUGCAUUCCUAUCAGCCGUUCGUUCAUCCAUUCAUUCAUUCAUCCAUCCGUCUGUAAACGGAUUCAAACAAACUGCGACGCCGAGUCUCCAACAGGGGAAACUGAAGUCAGGAAAACCUGAGAAGCUUCAACCAAACUGGAGGCAAAAAUGUUCAUUUGUGCUGCUUUGAAUAUGUCAAUAAAGGUUUAAAGGUCAAAAGGUCAACCAGCCAGCCCACAUCACUCAAAUCAAACUAAAUUGGUGUCAAUGUUAUGUUUGUGCUGGUUUGUGUAGCUAUCAUAUAAAAGAUGUUAAUGUCUCCAGAGGUCAUCAGAGGUCAACCAGGGGAAGCUCACAUUUUCAAAACCAAACAGUUUUUCUGGUUUGUGUCGUAGGUUUUUUUUGGUUUUGCCACUAUCAUUUUAAACAUAUAAAUACAUGUUUCCAGAGGUCAUGAAAGGUCAACCAGCUCCUCCAUCUUCCAUGCAUUUAAUAUAAAUGGGUGCGAAAUAAUUGGAUUACAUUUUUAUUAAUAUAUUUAAAAUGAUAGCGGCACAAAAGUUUGACAACAAUCUUGAUAGAUUUGGAUGAUGUGGGUGGAGCUGGUUGACCUUUUGACCUUUAAACUUUCAUUGAAAUCUUUGAAGCCAAAGCAGCAUAAAUGUAGUGGAGUUGAUUGACAGCAGGUUUGACUGGUUGACCUUUCAUGACCUCUGGAAACAUUUAUUAAUAUAUUUACAAAGAUAACAUCAGGUUUCAAAGGUGGAGGGGAAACUCGCUCAGGUUAGUAAUUACUGUCAGAAAAGCUUCUGAUGUUGGUUCUGGAAAAACGUUCCUGGGAUAAAAUCAUCUUGUUGGGAUAAGAUAGAUAAUAACAGCUUUUCACGUUUCCAGGUCCGUUUUCUCCGGUCUUGGUGUCGUCUCUGUGAAAACGGACCGAGUUUGUAUUGUUGUGGUUCUGCCGAUAAAUCCCAAGAUGCUCCAAACGGAGGAGCUGCAGGAUCCGGGGAACAUCAACAGAUCUGACAGGAAGAGCUGAGCUUUUUUAGUCAAACAUCCAUCCAUUACUGCUAGUAUUUUCUACUGAUUUAUUAGAAACUCGUGUUUCUGUGAAGGCGCAGCUGCAGGUUGUGAAGAAGAUGCUCCAAUAAAAACAGUCAGAGACACAGGUGGUGUCUUUAUUUCAGACAAUACAGACUCAUUCAGAUCAGAAGCAUCAAUCAGAAACUCCUCAAAAUAUUUCCAUUGAUCCAACAGACCAGGAAUCUGAGUCAGAUGUCAUUUGCUCCACAUGCAGAUCACUGACAACUCAAGACACAUCUGGGAACCACAAAGUUUAAGAUUUAAAAACUGAAACUUUACAUUUUAAAUAAAGUUGUACCAAAUACAACUUUAUUUAAAGUUGUGUUUUGAUGUUUUUCACUGAAAUUGCAAAAAAUAAUUUUGUACAUUUCUGAACAUAAAUCAGGUUCUGCCUCUUUCCCUGGUUAAAAAUCGGCUCACGAUGUUCUGAUGAUGUACAGUUUGUUUUUUUUCUGUUUUAUUUCUGAGUUCAUUAAAUUGUUGUAAUUUAA